Molecule: messenger RNA, 1017 nt
Organism: Prorocentrum cordatum
Lineage: Eukaryota; Dinophyceae; Prorocentrales; Prorocentraceae
Source: the annotation of a GenBank genome assembly
AUGUCCUCGGUGCUGAGCGCCGCGUCGGGCUGCGACGGCUUCGUAUGCUGCGUCGGCUGCCUGUCGCUGGUGCCCGGGCUCGUGCGGCGCGUGGUGAACCAGGUGGCGUUCUUUCCGCCGCGUCCGCCCGGCUACCACGUGACUGAGGAGAAGCAGGUGUUCCUCGUGGAGGCGGACUACGGGCUGUCGCCGCUCCCCGACCUGACCAGCGAGGGGAUCGCCGUCGACACGGUCCGCAUGUGGACGCGCCGGGGCAGCGUCAUCCUCGGUUUCCACUUCAGGCGCUCGGAUUCGGACAGGACGCUGCUGUUCAGUCACGGCAACAGCACCGACAUCGGCAUCAUGUUCCACCACCUCAAGGACAUGUGCGUCAAGCUGCGGUGCGAUGUCUUCGCGUACGAGUACAGCGGAUACGGAGAGAGCUCUGGCUCGCCGAGCGAAGCUGACCUGUAUUCUGACAUAGAGGCGGCCUACCACUACCUGACCCACGACUGCGGCACUCCCGAGGAGCAGAUCGUCUGCUACGGUCAGUCUAUCGGGAGCGUGCCCUCCAUAGAUUUGGCCUCCAGGACGGGGGUCGGCGGAGUUGUGCUGCACAGUGCUCUCAAGAGCGGGCUCGGGGUGAUACACGACAUGAAGCAGACGUAUUGGUUCGACGUGUUCCAGAACGCACAGCGAAUCAAGCGCGUCCGCUCUCCCGUGUUCGUGAUCCAUGGGACGCACGACACGGAGGUUCCUUUUGAGCACGGCAUGACGCUCUACGAGGCGUGCCCCAAGGAGCUCGCUUACGACCCCUGGUGGGUCAAAGAGGCUGGCCACAACGACAUCGAGAUCAACCACCGGGCAAUGUACUUCGAGCAGCUCGCUCGCUUCUUGAGGUCGCUCGACGACCAGGACAGGAGGUGGAGGCGCACGGACGCCAGCGACGACGCCGACCACGACCAGGGCUCCGACGGCGGCUCGCAGCCCCUCCUGAGCGGCGGAGCCAGAGGCGGCCCGGCCGGCAGACGCCACUGA